This is a messenger RNA of Microsporum canis CBS 113480, 3909 nucleotides long. RefSeq lists its product as hypothetical. Gene Ontology annotation, cellular component: nuclear pore. Bases 1 to 3909 code for a protein of 1302 amino acids. The transcript is spliced from 3 exons. The record is from RefSeq and is a predicted model, not a curated record. Gene Ontology annotation, molecular function: structural constituent of nuclear pore. NCBI's taxonomy places the organism in Eukaryota, Fungi, Ascomycota, Eurotiomycetes, Onygenales, Arthrodermataceae.
AUGUUGAUAACGCACAGGGGCACGAAGGUCGAUAUUGGGCCAAACACGUCGCACCCCACCGUGACAGUCACCAUCAAAUCGCAUGGAGCUCAGCAUAGGGCCAAAUUCUCGACAUCGACCUCCUCGAACGCUCACGAUGAUACGAUUCGAGACGAGGACGCGUUCGCAAAGCGCUUCUUGACAUCCCAGAGCUCCAUCUACUUCCGCAAGCGAAAAACCUACCCUCGAUGUUUCUUCUGGCGGGUUAUUGAAGAUGGCACCUGUCUCGAGCUGAGAGCUGUCGACCUGACGAAGAGCUCACAAGAUCAUCACGAAGCGAAUGUUGCCAUUCGAUUGGAGUUUGAAGAUACCAUCGUGCCUCAUGGUGUGGCUCUGGCGGACUUGGAGGGUCACGAAUCACUUAACGUCUUUGUUAUGCUGAGGUCGAAGCAGCUGUAUACCUUCACAUUGAGACCGGAAUACUUUCGGAAACCAGAGUUGAUAGAUGAGAACAUAAAUGAUUGGUGCAAGACGUGCAGUCCGGCGCCUUUAGGAUUCUCGUUUCCACACAGGCUGUACGCUGCCUCGCCUUAUGAACUGUUUAUUUCGCUUGAUAGCGGAUCUCUCUUACGUCUGACGAGGAAAGUUGGUGAUGAUGGAUCUCAUUGGUUCCCAGUUACCUUCGAUGAAAAGAGUUGGAGUUUUUCCUUACGGGGCCUCGUUAAGUGGAACGGUGAUCAAACGGUGCAAUAUGAUGGCAGGUUUCUAGACCCAAAUACUCCCAAUGCUGUUGCGACAACCUCCGACCAGGCGUUUGUCUUUGUGGUUAGCUUAAAUCAUACGUUAAAAGUCUGGAAUCUAGCAAGCCAAAAGCUCGUUGGGUCUAAGGACUUGUUGAACCGAAACAGCCAGUCCCAGGAUACCGGGUCUUUGACCUUGAACCCGGAUGAGUCCGCAUUUAUUCGGGUUUUUACCGCAGAGAGGGCGACGGAGGGUAGUAUGUACUAUGUCGUGACAUACUCGCCUCAAGAUGAUGGCCAGUUUAAAUUCUGGGCCGUUGGAGGUGGAAUGACAGGCCAAUUAGUGAUCGAGGACCUUUUCCCGGACACGAAACUCCAACCUGCUGACCCAGACCCGUCUGGAAGCGUUUUCUGGAAUGUGGCCGACUUCCAAAUCAAAUCAAUGGACGAAGGCAGAAAUAUGGCACUUUGGGUACUCUGGAAAAGCCAUAACUCUUAUCGGCUUUACAGUAUUCACUUCGAUUUGGUCGAUUUAGCCAAGGUGUGGAAUAACAAUUGGACAAUGACCGCGUUCACAUUCCCAGGAAGCAGUGCGCCCCCUAGCCCCAUACGAUCCGAUACCACGGAUACCCAAGAAAAAUGGAUUGAAUACAUUUUUGCGCCUGGCAGGUACUCAACCGAGAUUAUCAGAACCGCGCUGGCUAUUUAUCAAGAUGCUAUGAAGCUAAAGCACACUCGCUCUAUGAAUAGCAAUUCGAUGUCAUCAUCACUACAACAGGACGUCAGUACAGCUAUAACGCAAUCGGUUACACUAAGGCAGCUCCCUGGCGCGGAAAUGGACUUCUCAAAGUAUUAUAGAGACCUGGAAGCAAGAUGGCAGCAAUUCUGGCAGAUUGUCGAGGAUAUUAACAAGAAAACACAGGAAGCGAUAAGCCUUGCCUAUGAUACAUUCAGUGACCUUCCAUGGCUAAUAUUCAGUGGCGGAUCAGCCAUAAUCCGUGAGUGUGAUAGUACCGAACUCAUUUUGCACAAUGAUGGGGAAACCCUAGGCAAUGGCAUUGGUGUUCUUGAAUCCUGCUGGCCGCAUAGGAACAUCCCACGAGAAUUAAGAGAUUUUCCUGGCCAAUCUGCAAGCCUUGCUAACCUUGCAAUGGCGUUUCGAAAAUUAUUCCCGCAGGAGCUUAGCGAGUCAAGCCGCACUGCAAUGGAUAACGAAGUCUUUUCGGAGCCUUCCCUUUCUGCUGCUGAAAGAGUCGAAGCUUUCCAUAGCAGCUGUGGCUUUGCAGACCAUAUCACGGAAGAGUUAUUUGAAGCUGGCUGUGCAAAUAUCGAGGAGUCUAUUGGAUACAAAGGCCUCACCAACGAGAUAUUUUUCUCCGUUAUUGACACACUACCCUUAAGUUUCCCGGGAAAGGACUCGGAGCUUCAGUCUACGGCCUUUGGGCGCCACGCAAUAACUUAUGGUGCUCUAGAGGUCCUAAUCCAGAGCAGGCAACUCAUCCAUGACCUGUUGCUCUUUGCCGUUUUCGUCGAGACUGAAGUGAACCUCGAGGCUGAGAACACUCAGUUUGAUGGGCCUAUGAUCUUCAGCACAUUAGUCGACCUUCUGAAGGAGUACGAGUUAAUGAUAUGGCUGGGGACAAAUGUACGAUACCGACAGAGGAAGAACCGGUCUGAUUCUGCCCCUGUUCGACCCGACCCAAGAGGUUGUGGAUACAACCACUGCUCUACUGUCCUGGAAGACCUAUUUGCUAUUCACAUCAAGCCUCAGCCUGCUGCGGGUGUACCCCAGAUGUACUCAAUUACACAGCAGAUUCAAGACGUCAUAUCUUGGGUUACAAGACAGGGAGAAGUGUCCUUCUCAAACGUUUUAGUAUUCAUUCAGUGUGACUUGCUCGCUUCCGACAACCUUGAGCUUGCAUCUGAUUUCAUGCGUUUCCAACCAAAUACUGCCUGGGCAACUUAUGUCAAGGGGCGACUAUACCUCGCCAAAUCCGAUUUUGACACUGCAGCUAUUUACUUCCAAAAAGCUGCUUACCUUCUUUCCUACGGAAAAGCUGUUGGGAACCUACACGAAAUGUCCUCAAAUUUGCUUGACAUUGUGUCAGUGGAUAGCUUCUACAACGGGCUUCCGAGAUAUUUCCAGCAUGUUGUUAGCCUUUUCGAACUUGCUCGGGCUUUCAUCCACGUUGCCGACUUUGCCAAUCUCGCUUUGCAAGCUCUAGGCUCUAGCCCAAAGAAAAAUGAAACAGAUCUGGAACAUAAGAACCUUCGAAGUGACCUACUUUCCCGGCUAUUCCACGCAUCUUUAAAAACAUGCCGAUUUGACGAUGCCUACUCAGCUCUUGCCAGAUAUACAGAUCUCGCAUUGCAGAAAUCAGCGCUAACCUCUCUCACCACUACAAUCUUGACAGCUUAUGGAUCCGGCACAGCAGGCUUACAGAAAGUCCUUCGUCUCCCACUUUCUCUGACCCCUCAUCUUUGUUCUCAUGUGGAUGACAUUCUGUCAUCUCUUGCGAGCAAGCAAUCGCUUCUAGGUUCUUCUUCAAACCAAGCCGUGCCCCUAAAUACUUGGCAGGGUUCCCAAAACAUCCCAGAAUACCAUCAUGUCCUAAAGGCCUACCGAAUUGCACGAAACGAUAUCCGUGGGGCAGCAGAAAUUUCAUAUCAAACAGUUAACCGUCUAAGAGACCUUAGAGACCGUCCGGCUGCUUCGAGAGUGAAGUUCAUAACACCCGAUGAUGCCUCUAACGAUCUAAACGAGGACGACAUUGAGAGCAGAGAGUUGCGAAAUGAACUUCUUUCCCUUAUCAACUUGCUUGCAUGUAUGGAGAAAAAUGAGGCAUACAUCGUUGUUGAGCAAUUUGAUCCAAAUGCAAACUGGCGCGAUAGUAUGAGCACCCUCUCCCGACCAAGAAGCAGCAUGGAAGAUCCAUUUACCACCUCACAUUCCUCCGCCAAGAAUCCCUUCUCGCAGAGCUUGGAUUUGCCUGACUCUCCCACUGCCCAGCAUAAUUCAGUUCUAUCACGGUCAUCUUCUAGCCUAAAGAAUACUCACGCAAAACGGACCGUGAUCACGCUCGAAGAUCUUCGAAAGGAGUAUCAAAGCGAGUUGGAUCGAGUGAGCAGGAUUCGAAGUGGAGAUUGGGAAUUUGGCGUGGUGGAAGACCUAGAAAUGGCUGGUGUAUGA